AUCCUGCCAGAAUGUUGCCCACCCACCCAAGACCCUGCCGGCCAAGGGGGGCACCAUGAAGACGUCAGCCUCCGUUCCUGUUAGGCUGCCGACAGGCAAGAAGCAGGCUGCAAAUAAGCCGCUGGUCGUGGAAGGCUCGAAAGAUCCCAAGCCGCCCACCAAAGGCCCCCAAGGGACGUCGCCCCCCACUCACAAUGAGGCCCCCUCGAAGAAGGACGUUGGCCGGCCCACAGAGCAUCCCAAUUUAGUUGGGAAGAAGCUGUGUUGGGUAGAGGACAAUGGGAAAAGGCCGGUGGCUUGCCAGCAAGGCAGUGCCAAGCAGAAGAGCAGCAGGUCUUUGGUGGGUCCAACCCAAGCUUCAGGGGGACACGGCCCCCAAACUCUGAGUGUCACCGAGAAGCAGUUGGCGAGACCUCCGCAUGCCACAAUGAGAGGAGCACGAAGCGGUCUCCUCCACGCGCCACACAUGAACGCCAAGGGAGACCAGCCAGGGGUGCCCACCAAGGCACUCUCUGGGGCUGCCAAGACGGGCCAUGCCGUAGGGUUGAAGAAGAGCAAGAAAUUGCAGCAUCAGACUUUGUUUUCCAAAGGUCGUGGUUGUUCGGUAGCACAUGGUGAUAUGGAGCACCAGAAGAGCUCCAUUCCUAAAACCAUCAAAGCAAAACUUUCCAAUCUGGUUGAUCUGGAGCUUGGGGACUUGAUAGAAAUCUUCCGCUUGGCCUACCAGCACUGGGCAAUCUACGUGGGGAAUGGCUACGUGAUCCAUCUUGCUCCACCAAGUGAACUGGCUGGAGCAGGUUGCGCCAGCCUUAUGUCCACCCUCACCAACAAGGCCUUGGUGAAGAAGGAACGGCUCUUGGAAGUGGUGGGCAAUGACCGAUACCGGGUCAACAACAAACACGAUUCCAAAUAUACCCCCUUGCCUGUUCAAAAGAUUAUCCAGCUGGCUGAAGAGAAGGUGGGGCAAGAACUGGAAUAUAAAAUCACCAGUGAGAACUGUGAACACUUUGUCACGGAGUUGCGCUAUGGUGUGGCCAGGAGCGAUCAAGUCCGGGACUUUUUUGUGGGGGCGACCAUCGCGGGCCUGGCUGGCUUGUUCGUUGGCGUCGGCACGGCCAUGGUCAGGAGAAAAAAGCAGCAGAACCAAUAAUGAGGAAAAAGCAGAUUCUCUCAGAGCUGUCCGUCUCGUUGGUGUUUGUGUGCCUUCAUGCGUGUGUUUGUGUGUGCUACGUUUCUACAAACUGGAUCAUCUCUUUGAGGAGAGAAAAAGUUAUUUGCAGCCAUUUCUCUAAAUCCAUCUCCUUGACGGCCAGGCGGGAGUUUAACGUCCAUAGCUUUGUUUGCGUCACAGACGGGUUGAGCAGCUCUUCCCUUAAUCCAGGGUGAAUGGAUUUUGCUUUCCUCCAGGAAAGGCUAACAUUAACCAACUUCGAUCAGAUUAAGGCUUGCAUUUGGCCUCCCUUUAUUCUGGGAUAAGCUUCAGACAGAUGGUGGAGUUGGUAGUGCAUUGAAGGUCAAGGAAUUAGGCAGAGCCGGGAUUAUAGCUAAAUCUGAUUUAAUAAUAAUAAUAAUAAUGUUGGAAGGGACCUUGGAGGCCAUCUACUCCAACCCCCUGCUCAGGCAGGAAACCCUAUCCCAUUUCAGACAAACGGCUGUCCAGUCUCUUCUUAAAAACUUCCAGGGUUGGAUUUAAUUUCAGUGGGCAAUACUGUAAUUUAUUUCCACCUAAUUAACACACCUGAUCGCCAAUAUAAUUUUGCUGUGUCUUUUAAAAAUACAGUUUAGCAUCAAAUUCCGGAGAAUUAAGGCUUUAGGAUUGGCUAGAAGUGGUCUUUUAGAUUUCAGGCUGUCCGCUCUGUAGAUACAGAUAGUCCUUGACUUACAACAGUUUAGUGCCCAGAAUUAUAACAGCAUUUGAAAAAAGUGACUUAGGACCGUUUUUUCACACAACCGUUGCAGCAUCCCCGUGGUCACGUGAUCAAAAUUCAGCUGUUUGUCAACUGACUCAUAUUUAUGACGGCUGCAGCGUCCCGGGCUCAGGUGAUCUCUUUUUUUGACCUUCUGACCAGCAAAGUCAACACAGGAAGCCAGAUUCACUUAACAUCUGUGUUACUAAUUCAACAACUGCAGUGAUUCACUUAACAGCUUUGGCAAAAUGGGGCAAAACUCACUUCACCGAUGUCUCACUGACCCAUGGAAAAUUGGGGCUCAGUUCUGUUUGUAAGUCGGGGACUAAGUGUACUGUAUAGAGAUGCUUUGAGACGUGAAUCUCCUCCAAAGUUAUUACAAAUUCAUUUCAAGCUGCAGAAGCUGCUAGCUAAUUUAAAAAUAUACACUGUAUAUCCUUGAAUUUCUGGUCAAGAGGCAAAGCUCUCGCGAUACGAAAUCUAUUGGGUCUGAAUUGAAGCCUAUCAAAUUUUCAUGGACUCCCUUCCAGGGUUUCACAGGACAUAGUUUGAAAAACCCUGCAUUGGGUUACAAUUUUCCUUCUUCAACAGAUUUUUUUUUUUUUGACAUGAGACUUGAAAAAAAGGGGUCACCUCUAUCUCCAGUGGAAGCUUUCUCCAUAACUGCAACUUCCACUGUGUGUAUGCAACUUUUAGCAGCGUACUUUUCCCCGUACUUUCCCCCCCCAACGCAUGUAGCAAACUAAGUCUGGUGGACGAUGCUUCUCGUGAGAUGAGUGGCUAAAUUAUUUUCCCACCAUGAUUAGUUGUUUAGCCCCGGAGAAUGCUUACUCAUGAUACUAACGCACACCUUUAAAAUAAAUUUAAAUAUGAAUUUAAUAAAUUAUAUCUAUUUUACAUGAAUUUAGUAAAUAAAUAAAGUUUGUUUGAGUUUUUCCCACCCCGGUGUGGCUGAAGUGAGAAUCCUUACGGAUAUAUAUCUAUCCCUCUCUGCUAUGCAUUUCAGACAAUUCCGUCGUUCCCUGCAAGGGCAACGGGAGGUAAAAUCUUGAACAAAUAACAUUUCAAAGUUAGUCGCUUUUUAUAUGCUAGCUAGAAAUGCAGGACCAGUGAUUAAAAAAUAUCCACGCCAACAGCAUAACAAGACAUCCUAUUUCCGCGCCAAAAAAAAAAAAAAAAUAGAUCUGCCUCUUUUGUGGUGAGGGGAAGGUUUUAUUUAUUUUUUCCUGAAAACAAACUGCUCUUUUAAAAUAUGUUUUAUACUUGACGUGAGGAAACACGCAAAUAAAAGCUUUGAGGUUUA
This is a messenger RNA of Crotalus tigris (Tiger rattlesnake), 3210 nucleotides long. RefSeq names its product phospholipase A and acyltransferase 3-like. The coding region runs from base 56 to 1150 and encodes 364 amino acids. Gene Ontology annotation, cellular component: cytoplasm. Gene Ontology annotation, molecular function: glycerophospholipid phospholipase A1 activity; A2-type glycerophospholipase activity. NCBI's taxonomy places the organism in Eukaryota, Metazoa, Chordata, Lepidosauria, Squamata, Viperidae. Gene Ontology annotation, biological process: N-acylphosphatidylethanolamine metabolic process. The transcript has 5 exons. The record is from RefSeq and is a predicted model, not a curated record.